AUGGAGCUCAAAGACUUCCCAAAUGAGACUCUAGAUCUCAUCAUAAGUCAUCUCUUCGAAUUUGCUGCUGAGUACGAGGAGAGCGAAGUCGAUCAAAACCCAGAGCAUCUUGCCAAUGCUCGCCUUGUGUGUCGGCAAUGGAACGAACUGGCCUCUCGGCAUCUCUUCUCCUCAGUUCACCUACAUCACGGGUCUGAAGGGUUUAAAAAGUGGAAUUCGAUGCUUGACAACGAAACGAUAAGAUCGAGCGUCAGGGGGGUCCAUAUUGACAGCAGUCCCCUCCCGUUCGAAGAUCGCAAUGAUGAAUGCGACUGGGAUCUAUGGGAGGAUGAGGGGGAAUACCCAGAAUUCCUGGAUUCUCUUGAUCGCAUGAGUGAGCUGCAGAAUGUGACAUCGCUCGUCUUGCACUUUGGUAGGGAAUGUCGCACCGGAGAGUAUGAGUAUGAUUCGGAACGAGGCGAGCCCCUUUCCACUCGGAAGCGUACUCUCCAUGCCGUCUUCCAUGCUAUGGCUAAGCGCAAAAACGACUCUCCUGGUGCCGCUGCCAUUCGGUCUCUAACUAUCGAGAAUCUUCAAAACUUCAUUCUAGACGAUUUUACCAGUUCCGAUGAGUUUCAGCAGGUAAUGCAGGGUUUGAAGGGCCUACAUGUUUUGGUAGCUGAUGAGGAAAAUACCUUGGACGGCGAGCGUGAGGCUGAUUUGUAUCGCCCUGAGCGUCGAAACUUCGAGCCCCAUCUCCGUCAGGUCUGGCUUGAUCCCAUUGCCGAGCAGCUCACUUCUCUUUCGUUACUCUUCCAUUGUGGCUGGGGUGUCAUGCCUGGCAAGUUUGAUACCCGCGAUCUCAAUUUUCCCAACCUUAGGACCCUGCACUUGGGGUCUUAUAUCAUUGCUCGCCACAAUCAGCUUGACUGGGUAUUGAGACAAAAGACCUUGCAGACUUUGCGUCUUGACAGGUGUGCUAUUGCCUCACACCUUCGGAUUGGCGGUGGCCACAGGCAGCUUUGGGAUGUACAGGACACGGACUGGACAAAACAUCCGAGAGGGGCGUUCGGUUUCAAUGGCGAAGAUGACGAAAUCUACACCUUCGAAGGAACAUGGGCGGACGUAUUCAAUGCGAUUCGUGGGUCGCUUCCUGACUUGUUAGAGUUUCGAUUUUCCCGGUGCUCUCAUACCCUUUUCCUUUGGCGGCCAGAUCUGAUGGACAAUGAGGAGCCCCAUCUGGCUCGUUACUUUACCUUCGAUACCGGAGACUGUUCGGGCUGGAUUGAUGACGAGAGCCAUAUGACCUUUGGCAACAAUGAUCCUGAGCCAAUUGGUAUAGAUUCAGCCUCAACCUCAUACAGCAAAAAGCGAAUACUUGACCGAGGGGCAGAAACAUAUGAGGAAGAUAUGCGGGCACUCGAGAAUCUAGUAGCUUCAACGAGAAGGAAUCAAUCAUGCUGA
Clonostachys byssicola is the source of this 1443-nucleotide messenger RNA. NCBI's taxonomy places the organism in Eukaryota, Fungi, Ascomycota, Sordariomycetes, Hypocreales, Bionectriaceae. The record is from the annotation of a GenBank genome assembly.